AAAAAGCCGGCAAUAAUGGUUCCGAUUCGCGCAGACGCACCUCGCAACCAGAGUUUCUUUUCGACCAUCACCGGCGGCCGUUCGUUUCGUGCCGCGCAAGUUGGUCGUGCUCCCUCCGCCGCCGGGGGGAGGGAGGAGCGGAGCGGAGGUACAAGAGGAGCCAAGCAAUCAAAGCCGGCUCGGCCGCUGCCGCUGGCCUCCCGAAUCCGCCCGAAAUCCGAAAACACGCGAAAGCCCCCACCACACAGACACAGGAGAAACCAGAAACAUCCCCCGGAAAGGCGAGAAGCGCCGAGAUCGGGGGCGAUGGUGGUGCGCCGGCUGGGCGGCGCGGGACGCGCGCUGCUCACGCUCCCCAACAUCCGGAGGCGGGCGUCCAACUCCUGGGCCGCCGUCCGCGACACCUUCUUCUCCACCAAGCAAGUGUUCGAGAGCCACCGCAUCGUCUUCACCGUUGGCACCUCCGUCGCCUCCGUCCUCACGGCGUGGGCAGGUUAUUCACUCCGCCAUGUGCAGCAAGCAAGGGUUGAUAGGAGGCUUGAGGCAAUUGAAUCUUCUUUGAAGAAUAAUCAGAAAGUUGAACAUGAAGAGAUAAAAAAGAUUGUCACUUCCAGCAAUAUUAGCACGCCAGCCUAUGUAGCCGCAGCGAUGACCACAAUGGUGGUUGGGUAUGCGCUAGGAUGGCGUGGUGGAGCUUGGUAUGCUCGACGGGCCUUCCGAAGGGAGCAACAAAAGCUGAUGGGUCACAUGAAAUCGCACAGUAGAUGGCACUGGCGGCCAUUCAAUAGACUCAAAAACAGGCUCAGAAGAGCGUCCAAGAACAAGAGCGAGGAUGCUCAUCAAUCGUUGGUUCAAGGCACGGAUGCCCCCACAACCAGCGAGGUAUCUGCGAAUGUUAGCAAUACUGCUCAGCCAGCAGCGGGCAGUGCAUGAUCUAUACAUACAUAGAUGGGCUAUGAUGUGAAGUUGCUAAUGGUGGCCAGCCGAAUCGUAGUCCAUAUGCUUUACAACUGACCAUAUGAGGUAGCCAGCCGAAUGGUGGUUCAUUUUUGUAGGCAUUAAGGUCAUAAUGCACUCAUUUAGCGGUUGCAGAUGUGACAUGGAGAAAAGUAAUUGAUGUGUGUCCCGUUUGCCCGUCCAUAUUGUACACUUAUACUUCCUUUUCUGGCAUGCUAUUUUGCGAAUUUAGACAGCCUUGUGCAGCCAGAUGUUUCUAACAGUGUUGUUUCA
Molecule: messenger RNA, 1230 nt
Organism: Panicum virgatum (switchgrass)
Lineage: Eukaryota; Viridiplantae; Streptophyta; Magnoliopsida; Poales; Poaceae
Exons: 5
Coding region: 16-933 (305 amino acids)
Source: RefSeq, a predicted model, not a curated record